Molecule: messenger RNA, 2706 nt
Organism: Nematocida ausubeli
Lineage: Eukaryota; Fungi; Microsporidia
Exons: 1
Coding region: 1-2706 (901 amino acids)
Source: RefSeq, a predicted model, not a curated record
AUGAUCAUUAGGCUAAUACUAAAUCUAGUGAUGUUGCAGAGCAUUCUUACAAGAGUUAAUAUGGCAGACAUAAAGACAGUUAGCGAGACUUUAGUUGGCGAGAAGCAGGACGUGUUUAUUAACACAAAAGGUCCAUUAAAUUUACUCCGUGGAUAUAUUGAACACCAAAGCGGAUAUAUGUACAACAAGCGAUUUUAUUCAUCUGAAAUAGACACAGACUAUGCAUUGACCAAGAGAGAAAAACCUAGCCCAGACUCUAUUCAGCGCUAUACAUUUACAAGGACACCUGUCAAUGAUAGGGUAUAUAAAGACUUUAAUACAAAAACACCAGAAGGCAAGUAUCUUAGUACCUAUCACAUGCAGUUAAUAAAGAUGUUUCCGUCAGCAGAUGGAAGUCUUUCCAUUGAGGCAGGCAGGUCAAAUGCACUUACAAACUUUCUAAGAGCAGAACAUGUUAAGAAAGACACAAAGUAUAUUCUUGCAGCACUUCUUCUUCUCUCAGAAGGCGUUGAAAUUAAAAUAGAUGUAGACCAUACGGGAGAAAAAAAGAAGCUUGUCAUAAAAAGUAAGACAAACAAGGAGAAAGUGUUUGUGAAUGUGGACAUGUAUAUAGCAGGUACAGACCCAGUCACUAAGGAGCAUAAAGAGAAUAUCUAUCAAAGCGAAGCAGCAGAAAUUGUCAAAUUCUAUAUACGGUGCAGAGACAAUCCACUUCUAAAGAAAGAUGGCGAGUUUGCAAUACCUUCCACUAGAGAAGAGUUUGAAAGUGGCUUAUUUCUGAACAGCGCAGCUUUCCUCAUACAAACGUAUAUAUAUGAGUUCAUUGACACAGUAGAAAGCUACAAGGACCUUGUGAAUGCAGUGCAUGAACUACUGGUUGAUCAAGUAGUUAAAAAGGAGAAUCCCGAACAGACGAAGAAGAAGAGCAAGAGCAGCAAAAUAUUUGAUGAGCUCUUCCUGGCAAAAGAAGCAUUUGAUGAAAAUAUAAAGUACAUUGCAUCUUUCACGGACCUUAUAAAAACCACAAAUGAAGAAGCUAAAUUUCCCUUCUGCAAUGAUAGUCAGCUGCCGCAGUACACUAAAGUGCCGCUUUGUAAAUUAGACAAGUCUGGCUUUGAGUUAGACGAAUCCUUAAAAUACAGUAACUGUGUAGAGUCAGCCCUUCUUGGACUGUUCUGCUGUCUGGCAUACAAUCCAGAGACAAAAGAGUAUGAAACCGAUCACAUGGGAGAAAAAAUAAGUGAUGAGUUGAGAGACUUCUUUAAAAAGUAUCCUAAGCCAACUGACAUUAUUAACAUUGAAAUGCACAAGGAUUGGUGUAUGGUUGUUGCCUGUUUGGAUAGUGAUGAUAUUGACUAUAAAAGCAAUAAAAACGAGAUUCUAUCUGGGCUUGAAAAUGUAUUUCUGGUAAUUGCAGAAAUAACAGGCCAGAAGGAAGAAGCAAUGGAGCUAGUUGAGCAUAUAAAAGCUGCAUGCGAAAAUUCAGAAUUAGAUGAAAAAACAACAGAAUGUAUUGCAAAUAAGAUAGAAUCUAUCAUUACAUCACUAUCUAAGAAUAAGAAUGUAAAAGUAAACUGCGAAAAAAUGGAACUUACCACAAGAUCAAGUAAUAAGCCAGAUGUUUCUCUUAAAAUUGAAAUUUCUUAUGUAUUUGAUGGAGCAGAGAAUGGAAUUGCUUUGUCUGUAGAAGCUGGGCAUAGCAAGGUUCAGGUUCUUUCACUUCCAAUAGCUAAUUCUGAACAAAUUAAAGAAAAGUAUAAAGAAGUAAAAAACAUUUAUAACAAAGUAGACAACUAUACAGGAUACAUUGUUACUAAGUAUGUUGAAGCAAGAUUGAAAGUUUUGGGAAAUACAGACUAUAGUAUCUUAGAUAACUGCAAGAAUAGCAUAAAAGAAAUCUUACAAGGUGAUUCUGAGAGCUUAUCUAAAAUAUUCUUAUUAGAUAAGAUUAUUGACAGUGACAUUAAGGCUUAUAUUAUGGAGCAGUUUAUAGCCUGUACUAUAGAUAAAGAGAUAGCCACAACCAAUGCUGUAGCAUGCUUUACAGCAAAUAUUCUAGGAAGUUCUUCGCUUGGUAAUACUCUAGCUAGGCGUAAAAUGGUACAAUUCUUCCCAAUGCAUACAAGAUGGCAGGAAUACUAUCCAAAGCUUGGGUUUAAGCUAGGUGAAAAUCUGCCAAAUUUAGACAUUACAAACCGCCAUUCUAGAAUACAGGAUUUUUUAGAUGCAAUAGUAGCAUGGCCAGCACCUAUCACAGUCAAGGCCUUAUGCAACUACCUUAAAGUAAGUAUUAAAAAUGCAGAAAUGAUGGGAUAUUUACUAAAAAACUUCAUAUCUGCCAAAAGCCUAUUUAAUCAUAUUGUGGGUGAGGGGGCAGUAGACAACUUAGUGAAAUUUCACUCCCUUAUUAAAGAUUCAGAAAAGCUCACUUAUUUAAACUCUACGUAUGUUUCUUGGUUUAUCUAUACAUGUGUGGGCGAACAGGUGUUUUCACCAGAGUUUAUUAAGACAGUCUACAGCUAUAUACUCCUUGAUGAUUUGCCGAGUACGAAUGAACUUAAAAGAUUAGGGUUUUCUACUAAUGAUUUUGAAAAAUGCUUAAAUGUUUUAGAAGAAAAGAAAACUCUUCUAUGCUCAGAAGAUGACGCACAAAGCGAAGAAAACCAUGAUAAACUAGUAUUAUACUUUGAAAUAGCUAUGUACUAG